ACGACAACGACACGACCCCACAAUGACGACGGCGGCUACGCCAGCGAUGCCAAUACCAACGUGCUCUUAGGCCUUGGAACAUCUUGGCCCUAUUUAUCUUUCUCCCUGGACGAACGGCCUCUGCUGCUACUGAGAUGAUGAGAUGAAUGCCUGCCUGCCACGCACUGCAUUCAGACUUUGCUCGCACUGCGUCUUCGUACCUUCUACUGCACCAUUUCGAGGUCCACACACACACACGCACUUCACAGCUCAACAUUGGCUUUCUUUUCUCCCUCUGUUCUCUCUCUCUCUCUCUGGCACACAAUCAAAGACCAAGGAUACCCAAGAAUUCCCCAACUUCAUUCUUCUCGACUCUGUUUAAGGGCUUCGGCCCUUCAAUUUUCAAUUUUCGGCUUCAAUCUUCAUUCUUGCUCGCGCAUCAUUAUCACCAUUACCACCUUUAUCAUCAUCAUCAUUCUCAUCAUCAUCAUCAUCAUCAACAAUACGAAGCGGCCCCCUUCUUCCCUCCCCUUUCUCCCUCUUUGCACCAUCUCAUCAUUCUCUUCUCCUGAAUUUUUUCAACCUCAAUAUCCAAUUCUUGUCUUUUUCCCUUUCGUUUUCGUUUUCGUUUUCGUUUUUUCUUUCUGUUUUCUUUCUGUUCUUUUGUUCUUUUGUUGGUUGUUCUUGCACCCACACUGUCCUCUAAUACCAAUCCCCUCGCUCACUCGCUCCCUCGCUCUGCAC
Microstroma glucosiphilum is the source of this 723-nucleotide messenger RNA. RefSeq lists its product as hypothetical. The transcript is spliced from 2 exons. The coding region runs from base 147 to 551 and encodes 134 amino acids. Lineage: Eukaryota; Fungi; Basidiomycota; Exobasidiomycetes; Microstromatales; Microstromataceae. The record is from RefSeq and is a predicted model, not a curated record.